AUGGAGAAUCUGACAUACAACAGCUUUUUUUUGGAAUUAGAAGGAUUAAAGGUGUCCGAGGAGGCAAUGUAUCCUACUUUUUUAUUCUUCCUUCUUUUCUAUGUAAUAAUUAUGGUGUCCAACAUUGGAAUAUUCAUUCUCAUAAUAGGACACAGAAGCCUACAUGAGCCAAUGUACAUGCUAUUCUGCAACUUGCCAUUGAAUGACAUCCUUGGCAAUUCCAUCAUGAUUCCUCGGCUGCUCAUGGACAUUAUAAAGCCACCGUAUGAGCGCUACAUCAGUUAUGUUGAGUGUGUUGUACAAGCAUUUUCUACACACACGUAUGGCACAACCUCCCAUACUAUACUAAUGAUAGGCCUUACUCUAAGACUCAACCGUUGUAGAACUUUCAUAUCAAAUCCUUUUUGUGAUAAUGCAUCUUUGUUUAAAUUAUCUUGUGAGGAUGUGACUGUCAAUAACUUGUAUGGGCUGAUAUACACAGUACUGCUGUUUGGUUCUUCUAUGGGAAGUAUAGCGAUUACAUACAUUAAAAUAGUCACUGUUUGCUUAAUAACUAAGAGUAAAACUUUAAACAGCCGUGCAUUGAAAACCUGCAGCACUCACUUGGCUCUCUACUUGAUUAUGCUCAUCAGUGGGUUUAUUGUUAUAGUGCUACAUCGUUUUCCUGCCUAUUCAGAUUACAGGAAACUGUCUUCUCUGCUGUUUCAUAUUAUUCCAAGCAUUUUGAAUCCGAUCAUUUAUGGACUGCAGUGCACUGAGAUUAGACAGGUCCUGAUUCAGGUGUGCGACUGGAUCUCUCGUUUUGUGUCUGUGUUCGUUACAGAAGGACUCUAUCAAUGCCCAGAUCCAGCAGUGUGGGAUGUCACACAGCCAGCAUAG
This is a messenger RNA of Carassius auratus (goldfish), 879 nucleotides long. It is a transcript of the gene or70b1, whose product is annotated as olfactory receptor, family 70, subfamily B, member 1. Gene Ontology annotation, cellular component: membrane. Gene Ontology annotation, biological process: detection of chemical stimulus involved in sensory perception of smell; G protein-coupled receptor signaling pathway. Gene Ontology annotation, molecular function: olfactory receptor activity; odorant binding. The transcript is spliced from 3 exons. The record is from RefSeq and is a predicted model, not a curated record. NCBI's taxonomy places the organism in Eukaryota, Metazoa, Chordata, Actinopteri, Cypriniformes, Cyprinidae. The coding region runs from base 1 to 879 and encodes 292 amino acids.